UCAACACACAAAUAAAAAUGGUGGUUCAAUUUCUUUAAAAGGAUUUUUAAAUCGAAAUAAGAUGCUGAUAUCAAUAAAAACGUUUGAAAAGUGACAGACAUUUCAAACAAGUUUAAUGUUGUAAAUAUAUUGUUUGUGAAAUUACGUGGUGCGCAAGUGAAACAAGAGUUGUGUAUGACAAAUAACAGGUUGUUGGAGAUACCGAAAUCGCUAUAUGCCUGUAUGUAAAUCGGAAGUGUUGUUUUUUUGAGGCCUAUGCAGAGUUGUUUUAAACCACAAAGUUAAGAAAACGUUAACGUUUAUAUAUAAGUAAAAAACAUAAACUCGCAUAUAUCACUACAACUAUCGAGCUUGGGACAUGUAUUCGUUCAGCAUGUGACCCACAUCUAAGAUUUCUCUUCUCAGUUGUGUGUGGUGUUGAUCGUUUUAAGAACUAAUAGUAGCAAAAAACAAGGAAGAAAUCGAAGCUGAUGCAGUAUGUGAGGGUUUGUCAACAGACAUGACAUUUGGUAAUGCUGUCACGGAUGAAUACAACCCGCAGAUCUUGCAGGGGGUCAGAUUUAUUUUUUUCCGAUUUAUAUAACUUUAAUGUACAAUUACAUGUAAGUUUCAAUGUUAUAUACCAGUGUUUGGAAUUGGAUAUUGAACGAUCAGUGCGAGAUGCAUAAAUUUAUAAAGUAUGCACGAUAAAGACGGAACUUUAAUAAAAAUGGCAUGUAGAUGCCAGUGCAACAAUUUUAACUCUCAGGAUUAGAACAAUGGUGCAGGAUGGCACAUGCUGAAAAUCACAGAUAUAUUGUGCAGGUGUUUGUGGGAGCUCUGUCAGCACAAUAUGAGGCGCUAUCAGUAGAAGCCUCAAAGCAGACAAGCUCGGAGGAGAUAGUAUGUUGUAUCACAGAAAAACUUAAAUUAACAGAUGGAUCUGGUGGACCAUAUGAACUGGCUGAGGUGGUUGGUGAUACAGUCAGUGGGGAAUGUAAAGAGAGACGGCUCGGCCCCAAUGAGUCCCCGGUUGCCGUCAUGUUGCUGUGGCCUAACAACAAUACAGAUCAGUACUACAGGUUCUAUCUACGGGAGAAAAUUCCAGAUGAGCCAUGGAUGGAGAAAUUUUCUGUUGACCCACAGCUGAUAAAGGACUACUUCCAGAGGUUUCUAUAUCAGCCCAAAGACAGAGAAUAUCCCGACUUGUGUCAAUUGCCAGAGCUAAAUGAACAGACACUGCUUGAUAACCUGAGAGCUAGGUUUGCUGCUGGAUACAUUUACACAUAUGUGGGAUCAAUAUUAAUAGCGGUCAAUCCAUUUAAAUUGUACCCAAUCUACAAUCCGAAGUAUGUGAAGCUCUACCAGAACAAGAGAAUAGGAUCCAGCCUUCCUCCACACAUAUUUGCAGUAGCAGACGCAGCGUACCAUACUAUGCUACGCGAAAGAACAAACCAGUGUAUAGUGAUUAGUGGUGAAAGUGGUUCGGGAAAGACUGAAAGUACAAAUUUUCUUCUCCAUCAUCUCACUGCGUUAAGUCAGAAAGGAUCACACGGCAGUGGUGUUGAACAAACGAUCCUAAGUGCGGGUCCAGUGUUAGAGGCGUUUGGUAAUGCGAAAACGCCCCACAAUAAUAAUUCAAGUCGUUUUGGCAAGUUUAUUCAAGUUAACUAUAAGGAAAAUGGUAUGGUCCAUGGUGCGGUGGUGCAAAAAUAUUUACUGGAGAAAUCAAGAAUAUGCAGUCAGGGUCGCAAUGAAAGGAAUUAUCAUGUGUUUUACUAUCUGUUGGCGGGUGCAUCGGAGCAGGAGAGAGAACAGUUACACCUUCUAAGUGUUGAUAAAUAUAAUUAUCUAUCCAAAACUGGUUGUAGUGUAGUGCCUGGUGUGGAUGAACAGUAUGAGUUUUCAAGAUUAAAACAAUCCAUGGAUAUGGUAGGUUUUACUUUGGACAAGCAGCGAAGGCUGUUUGCUGUGCUGUCAGCUGUGCUCCUUUUAGGUAAUGUCGAGUUCCAACCUCAACGCAAGUCGUACCACCACGACGAGGCGGUGGGCGUGCGCAACCCCGAGGUGGUCUCCCUCAUCUCCUCCCUCCUAAGGGUCAAGCAGGAGACUCUUCUUGCCGCACUCACCUCGAAAAGGGCGAGGGCGUCCGGAGAAACCCUUGUCAUAAACUACAGAUUGCCGGAAGCUAUAGCGACUCGAGAUGCGAUGGCAAAGUGCCUUUAUGGUGCUUUGUUCGACUGGAUAGUGAUGCAAGUCAACCAUGCUCUACUCUCCAAAAAGGAUACGCUGCGGGAACAUCAGGGACAUAGUAUAGGGGUUCUGGAUAUAUUCGGUUUCGAGGACUUCGGUCCCAACAACAGUUUCGAGCAGCUGUGCAUCAACUAUGCGAACGAGCACUUACAGUACUACUUCAACCAGCACGUGUUCAAGUAUGAGCAGGAGGAGUACCGGCGCGAGGGCAUCCGCUGGACAGACAUCGGCUUCUCAGACAACACUGGCUGUCUGCAGCUCAUUGAGGGCAAGCCCAGCGGCCUGCUGUGUGUGCUUGAUGAUCAGUGCAAUUUCCCAUGGGCCACUAAUGAGACAUUGUUACAAAAGUUUAACUCUGUACAUGAAGACAAUCCGUUCUACGAGAAACCUCAGAGGAGAGAGCCUGCGUUCGUAGUGCGACAUUACGCUGGCAGAGUUAAAUAUCAGGUGACAGCAAUGAGGGAGAAAAAUCUAGAUCUAAUGCGACAAGACAUAGUGAGCGUGUUGAAGAAUUCCUCGCUGGCUUUCGUGAGGGAACUGGUCGGUGUUGACCCUGUUGCUGUGUUUCGUUGGGCGAUUGUACGCGCCUUUUUCAGAGGUUACUUUGCAUUCUUAGAAGCGGGCAGAAGACACCGAGUUCACAGGGUAGAUGGCGCCUCUAGAGUGCCACGACCUUCCAUACAAUCUGUCAACGAUAACAUUAUUAGAACGCCACACAGAGCGGGCAGUAAGGUGUGCGUGCGCAACAGCGCCGGCAACAGCGAGGGUAGGCAGAGCGGCGCGCGCGGCGGCGCUCGCCCCGCCAAACAUUACAGGAUCGCCGAGAUGCGCACGCGCCGCCUCGACCGCGACCUUGACGACGCCGACGUCAUGCAGCGCGCCAGCCAGAUCGUCCUGAAGAACAAGUCGUUCAGGCCCAGAGAGCGCGCUAAAAAGGGUCUUAAGAACUUACAAAGUGUGAAGACUUUGGCGGGACGUACAGCGGCACCUGCAGGCAAAAGAAAGCAACCUUUGACUGUAGCUGCUCAGUUCCAGCAUUCUUUAGCUGCACUAAUGGAGACUUUGAAUCAGGCUAAUCCGUUCUUUAUAAGAUGUAUAAAAUCCAAUGGCGACAAGAUAUCGAACGUUUUCGACGAGGAUACCGUCCAACGUCAGCUGCGGUACACUGGCAUGCUGGAGACAGUGCGCAUCCGUCAGGCGGGAUACAAUGUGCGUCUCACGUAUGAGGAGUUUAUACAGCUCUACAGGAUCCUACUGCCCAAGGGUCUGCUCAGCUCGCAGGCAGACGUCCGGCAUUUCCUAGCCACAUUGAAUCUAGAUAGAGAUAAUUAUCAAGUCGGGGCUACGAAAAUCUUCAUGAGAGAAAGUGAGCAGAGAAAACUGGAAUACCGAUUGCAUCAACAAAUAAUGGCGUCCAUAAUCACGAUCCAGCGCUGGCACCGCGCGGUACUUGAGCGACGUCGCUUCUUAGCGUUGCGCCGUGCUGCGCUUGUUAUACAGGGAUAUUGCAGGCAAUGGUUGGCAUCACGACAGGAUGCGGCGACUCGACUACAAGCGUGGUACCGCGGCGCGCGCGUGCGGCGCUGGUACGUGUCGCUGCGGACCGCUGUGGUCGCCUUCCAAGCGCACGCGCGCGGAGCACUGUUGCGCCGCAAUAUACCGCGCCUCAGGACAACACGCCCAUCGCACUGCGCCCCGCCCACAACCGUGACAACACAACACAAUAACUCGCAUGAAGGUAGUGCAGCCGCAGAGUACGCCGCGCCUGACUUCGACAAGAGCAUGCUUGUGCUUAAAAAUAUUAUGGAUCUAGAUGCAUUGUUCGAUGGUUCAGCGAGCGGCAGAGCUUUAAGGGCGACAUACUCUUUGCCCGUUGAUAGUUGGGACAAUAAACACGAUUUGGAGAACAUAAUUGCCAAGAAUCAAAAGAAAAGGAUCUCAAAAACGCAGAACGUCAACGAGUUGCCGCUCAAACAGUCUAGUACAAGUUCAAUAAAUGAAGAGACAAACGAGUCGUCACCAGAGGAGAGCUGGCAUGUGGGCAAGUACCCGGGAGGCGCAGUGGCUGUGCCCAGCAAGAUCACCGCUGACGACAUCGCGCACGAGCUGCUCUGGCUCAAGCUGGACCGCGACUACAUCAUUACUGAACGAAACAAGAAACGAGAGCGCGAAUUGGCGGAGUCCCUGGCCAGCAGCAGCGAGGAGUACCUGAGGAAGGUCAGCGACUGGAAUCAGGCCGACGGCGAGGAUGCCAGUCUCAAUAGCAUCAGUAAGGCGUCACCUCAAAUGUACCAACGCAGCCUGUCGAGCCUGCUGAGCCUGCCGCCCGUGCGCCGCGCACCCAGAGAGCACGCCCCCGCACCGCACCCCGCCCACACCGCGCACCGCCCCGCACAUGAUACCAACUCUGAUGCCGCAUGCGUGUCAGCGCAGCGUGUAUCGGAGGGUGGUUCUGCGCCUGCGCCGCCCGCGCGUGCCAGCCGGCGGUCCCCGCGUGCCGCGCCGCCUGACCGCGCUGACCUCGACCCCAGCGACCGCACUGACGCUGCACCCCGCCCGCUGCCUCUCCCACUGCCUGACAGGGACAUUAGUAGAACGGAGUCGAGUUUGGCGCGGCGGCGUCGCAACUCAGACCCGGCACCUGGAGCGCCCGAGCGACGCCCUGAACUGGUACCCGAGCUGCGCCCCGCCGACCCACGCUCCACUGACUACAUUGGACAGACAGGCAAUGGCCUGUUCCGGAUAGCGGGACACAGGUUUCGUAAAGGCACACGUUUCGCGAAGGGCGAUAAAUGUGUAUACUGUCAUCAGGCAAUCGACGCUUUCAUCACACAAGGUCAGCGCUGUAUCGACUGCAAACAGCUCUACCACACCAAAUGCAUACAGAAUAAGGGUGUCAUUACAAUGCCCUGUUCCAGUCCAGUAACAAUAUCUCCCAGGGGACGACAUAAAUAUAGAAAGAGAAUUAUAAAAGACUCAGCGUAUAAUUCCUUAUCAGAUCAGUCUAAGAGUUCUGUGAGCUCUAACUUCAGUCUGACAGGAACUUCAGAGUUCAUGGACAGAACGGACAAGAUAAUAUCCGACGCGACUGAAUUGCAAGCGAUGCAGAAUUUUAUCACGAAGAAGAUAUAUCAAAUGGAAUCCUCAGAGAAUGAGAAACAAUCUGAGGUUGACAGAGUAUUCAAGCACGCACUGCGAGAGUUCAAAGACAACCUAGUGGCCACCUACAGCGUGGUGGAGACUCGGGGCUCGGCGCUCAAGUACAAGGACCUGAUCGGUAACUUCCUGCACGUGAUGGAGACAGUGUGCGCUCGCGAGGGCUCCACGCUCUCCAUCACGAUGGGAGUCAACGCCUUCAGAGGAUUCAUGGACGAGUUCAUGAGCCAACAUGAAACUGAUAAAACGAGGACUAAGAGGAAAAAGGAUAAGAAACGAAAAGUGGACGAACCGAUCCAGUACAAGGGACAUACAUUCAUACUUUGUAUGAUCAAUAUCCCCACAGAGUGUGAGAUCUGCAAGACGUUCUUCAUGUGGCCCAUCGAGCGCUCUCUCAUCUGUCAGAUCUGCAAGCUCACCUCGCACAAGAAGUGCUAUAUGAAGGUGACGACGCACUGCAGAAAGGACUCUGUGACGCCGGGCGCAGCCAUCGUGGGCGCAGUAGACGCGGGCGGUAGAGAGCAGCUUGGCGUACUCAGGCGUGGAAAGGUAUUCGGUGUGCCGCUGGGCGAGCUGCCGACGGGCGAGGGCAACAUCCCCAUAGUAGUAGACAGGCUGAUCACCACCAUUGAGAUGACCGGUCUUUAUACUGAAGGAUUGUACAGGAAAAGUGGACUUAGUUCUAAGGUGCGCGAGCUGUGCUGGCUGCUGGACGAGCGGCCGCAGGAGGGCGUGGACCGGCUGGAGUCGUACGCGGUGCACGUGCGCGCCUCCGUCCUCAAGAGCUUCUUCCGUGAGCUGCCCGAGCCGCUGCUCACCUUCGACCUCUACGACGACUUCAUACUCGCCGCUGAGAUAACGGACCCACAGGAACGAGUAUCAAGUAUAUUUACGAUACUAAAGAAAUUGCCAAAACCAAAUUUUGAUCUUGUGGAGAGAUUGAUAUUUCACCUGGCGCGGGUGGCAUUGGGUGAACAUCAUAAUAGGAUGGGUCCGAACGCGUUGGCGAUAGUGUUCGCGCCGUGCAUACUGCGCACACACAAGGUGCAGCCGGCGCAGGACUCGCUGCACGACAUCGCGCGACAGACCGCCUGCCUGGAGGCCAUACUUGUUGACAAGAUGCGCACUGUGCGCGGCAUGCUGCAGGACAUCGCGACUCUGGACACUGCGAGCCACACGGCCUCGUACCGGCUGCGCACGCUGCGUGACGCCGCUCAUCCGCGCGCUGAGCAGCAGCUGCUGGAGGGACACAUCAGCGAGAUUGAGAAGGAGAAGGCCAUACUCACAAACAACCUGCCAACUCUCAUACGGGCGACAUCUGACGACGACCUGCUGUCGACGACGGACCACGAUGGUGAAUUCGGCAGUACUGAUGACCUGAGCACCGGGUCUGCGUCACUACGAUCGCGGCUGCUGCACCGACAGCUGUCCUCUGAUGAUCCAAUCAUGGUGUAGCAUCACGAAAGCCACGUGCCCUGAACAUUGAUACUGUAUAUCCACAAAGCCUUAGGGCCCACGGGCCUUAUGACCUUUGUACAGUCAUUGGACCUUCGUAAACGGACGUCGAGUAUUUUGUCUUAUAGUAAUGGUGAAGUAGAAAAACGCUAGAUCAUAUAAAAAGUUAUUAAACCUAUUUUAUGUUCAUUUUAUAUCAGAUUAUUUCGAUUAAUUGAUAUCCAUAUUUGUGUAUAGGAAUACAUUUUUUUUGAGAAUCUUAUUGUUAAAAUUGAAAUCUGUUUUAAAUCUUUUUAAUUUAAUAAUGAUAAAUCUUAUAGCAAAAUGAACGAACUAUAGGUUGCUUGCUUGCAUUGAAAUGGAAUUAAAAUUUUUAGUACAGUAAUAGCGGUACAUUACUACGGCCAUUGAUACAAAAUCGUAUUUAUUUUCUACGAACAUAACUAAGUACUGUAAGUGUAGAUCUAGAUUAUUCUUGUAAAUAUAUUAAUGUUUUACAAUGCAAAUAUAGAUUUUAAUAUAUUGUAACCGGUGAAUUCACAUUUUAUUUUAAUUUCGAUGAGGUCAAUAGACUUUGAAACUAAUUUUUUUCGUGUUUAGUUAAUAUUUUGGUUAUACGAACUAAAAGACGAUCAAAUAGGUCAAAAAAAACUUCGUAGCUUUAUACAUCACGCGUUAUAGUCAAAAAAAUCCGACAAAAAUUUUGUUUAUAAAAUACAAGGGCUAGAAUUAACUAAAAAAUACGAAUUUUAAAUUUAUU
Molecule: messenger RNA, 7603 nt
Organism: Papilio xuthus (Asian swallowtail)
Lineage: Eukaryota; Metazoa; Arthropoda; Insecta; Lepidoptera; Papilionidae
Product: unconventional myosin-IXa
Exons: 33
Coding region: 769-6843 (2024 amino acids)
Biological process (GO): intracellular signal transduction
Cellular component (GO): myosin complex; actin filament
Molecular function (GO): GTPase activator activity; ATP binding; microfilament motor activity
Source: RefSeq, a predicted model, not a curated record